Messenger RNA from Oryza sativa Japonica Group (Japanese rice), 1033 nucleotides. Its product is annotated as ethylene-responsive transcription factor ERF071. Gene Ontology annotation, biological process: ethylene-activated signaling pathway; regulation of DNA-templated transcription. The record is from RefSeq and is a predicted model, not a curated record. NCBI's taxonomy places the organism in Eukaryota, Viridiplantae, Streptophyta, Magnoliopsida, Poales, Poaceae. Gene Ontology annotation, molecular function: DNA binding; DNA-binding transcription factor activity.
CGCACGGUAUAUAUACACACCCCCAGGUCCGCCUCAUACCGCCCAUCCAAAUCCAACGUCCGCCUAAAGAAAAACACGCACACACUUCUUCUGCUUCCCUCCCCUUGUUUCCGCUCCACUUCCCUUCCAAGCAAGAAAACCGAGGCUUCAGCUUAGCUAGGACCGACCGAUCCGAUGUGCGGCGGUGCAAUCAUCUACGACUACAUCCCGGCGCGCCGCCGGUUGUGCGCCUCCGACUUCUGGCCCGACGCCGACGACUCCGACCCCCACACCCCCGCUCCCGAGAAACCGCCGCGCGCGAAGAGGGAGCGGAAGAACCAGUACCGCGGGAUCAGGCAGCGGCCGUGGGGGAAGUGGGCGGCGGAGAUCCGCGACCCGGUGAAGGGGGUGCGCGUCUGGCUCGGCACCUACCCGACCGCCGAGGCCGCCGCGCGGGCCUACGACCGCGCCGCGCGCCGCAUCAGGGGCGCCAAGGCGAAGGUCAACUUCCCCAACGACUUCGGCGCCGCCCCCGCGCCGGCCGCGGCGGCGGCGAAGGCCGUCCCUCGCGUCGCGCCCACGCCGGCCGUGCUCCCGCCGCCCAAGAUGGAGGCGGUGUCCGAGGGCGCCGGCGCCUGCUCCUCCGACGAGGUCAAGGAGCUGUCCGAGGAGCUGCUCGCGUACGAGAACUACAUGAGCUUCCUCGGCAUCCCCUACAUGGAGGGCGGCGCCGCCUCCGCCGCCGGCGCCGAGGAAGCCGCGGCGCCCGCCGGGCUCUGGACCUUCGAAGACUACGAGCUGCCGUCGCUAGCGCUCUAGUAAAAAUGUCACAAUAAAAAUGACAUGUAUGUGAAAAAAUUUUUCCCUACCCGUAGUAAGUAACCAGUGUCUUUUUUUACCGUACUCUAUGCGUUAUUUUUGUUGAAAUUAAUCCAUUGUUGAAGUUGUAACUGUGCAUGGUCGGCGCCAGUCUCAGUGAAGCUUUUGCUGAAUCCAAGUUUUUCUCUAAUGUAAAUAUGAAAUUUCCAGUUAACUCAGCUUGCAAUUCUUACCA